Messenger RNA from Acanthochromis polyacanthus (spiny chromis), 7924 nucleotides. RefSeq lists its product as uncharacterized. The record is from RefSeq and is a predicted model, not a curated record. The transcript is spliced from 7 exons. Gene Ontology annotation, molecular function: GTP binding. Bases 1 to 2592 code for a protein of 863 amino acids. Lineage: Eukaryota; Metazoa; Chordata; Actinopteri; Pomacentridae.
AUGAACAACGGAAAAAGGAGGAGGGAGGUGGAGGAGAAGAACGUUUUGAAUCCACCUCAUCUUCUUGCCAAGUGUCAGAAGGAAACAGAGUUUGGAGCUCAAACUCUGGCUGUAGUCGACACUCCAGGUCUGUUUGACACCGUCCAAUCUAAUGAUGUGAUAAAAUUAGAGAUCUCUAAGUGCAUCUCCUUCUCUGCUCCUGGUCCUCAUGUGUUCCUGGUGGUGAUCCAGGCAGGAAGAUUCACUGAAGAAGAACAGCAAACAGUGAGACUCAUCCAGGAGCUGUUUGGAGAGAAUUCAGCAGAAUACACCAUGGCCCUGUUCACCUGUGGAGACGAUCUGGAGGAAGACGGCAAGUCCAUAGAAGACAUAAUAGAAGGAAACCCAGCUCUGAAGAAGUUCAUCAGUCAGUGUCGGGGAGAAUAUCAUGUUUUUAACAACAGAUCCAAGGAUCAUUCUCAGGUCAAAGAGCUUCUGAUAAAGAUCAACACUCUGGUUCAGAGGAAUGGGGAAAAAUGCUUCACCAACGAGAUGUUACAGGAAGCUGAGAAAGCCAUAAAAGAGAAGCAAGUACAGCUUAUGAAAGCAUAUCCACAAAUGAUGGCUGUAGAUGCUGUAGAUGGAAGAAAACAGGCUGAAGGAGACAACUCGCUCCUUGAUAUGGGGAAGGGGGCUGCAAUGGGAGCUGUACUGGGUCCAGAAGGAGCUGUUGCUGGAGCUGCUAUUGGAGCUGCUGUGGGAGCCAUAGAGAAAUGUUUUGUGUUUUAUCUUCCCACAGGUAAAGAGGACGAUCACCUCAGGAUGGUCCUGGUUGGAAAAACUGGAGCUGGAAAGAGUGCAGCAGGAAACACCAUCAUCGGAAGUAGAUGUUUUGAAUCCACCUCAUCUGCUGCUUCUGUGACAGCAGAGUGUAGGAAGGAAAGAGGAAAGUUUGGAGCUCAAACUCUGGCUGUAGUCGACACUCCAGGUCUGUUUGACACUGUCCAAUCUAAUGAUGUGAUAAAAUUAGAGAUCGCUAAGUGCAUCUCCUUCUCUGCUCCUGGUCCUCAUGUGUUCCUGGUGGUGAUCCAGGCAGGAAGAUUCACUGAAGAAGAAAAGCAAACAGUGAGACUCAUCCAGGAGCUGUUUGGAGAGAAGUCAUCAGAAUACACCAUGGCCCUGUUCACCCGUGGAGACGAUCUGGAGGAAGACGGAAAGUCCAUAGAAGACAUAAUAGAAGGAAACCCAGCUCUGAAGAACUUCAUCAGUCAGUGUCGGGGAGAAUAUCAUGUUUUUAACAACAGAUCCAAGGAUCGUUCUCAGGUUGAGGAGCUUCUGAUAAAGAUCAACACUCUGGUUCAGAGGAACGGAGGAAGAUGCUUCACCAACGACAUGCUGCAGGAAGCUGAGAAAGCCAUAAAAGAGAAGCAAGAAGAGCUGAUGAGAAAAAAUCCAGACAUGACGGCUGAAGAUGCAAGAAAAGAGGCUGAAGGAGAAAACUCUUUCAUUAAAACUGUUGGUUUGGGGGCUGCAAUUGGAGCUCUUGCAGGUCCAGCUGGAGCUGCUGCUGGAGCUCUUGUUGGAACUGCUGUGGCAGGUAUACAGAAAUUAGUGAAAGGGAAGACAUGUGUCAUCCAGUUGGCUCAUCAAGCCAACUACGAGCAGCUGGGCAGCUCCACAGCUGAGACGAGUCCCAAUCAGCGCAAUAUAAAAGCCUGGCUCUCAUCAUGGCUCUCUGUGGGAUCAUUACCUCACGCCUCACGCCUCACGCCACACGCCUCACGCCUCACGCCUCACGCCUCACGCCACACACGCCUCACGCCACACGCCUCACGCCACACGCCACACGCCUCACGCCACACGCCUCACGCCACACGCCACACGCCUCACGCCUCACGCCACACGCCUCACGCCACACGCCUCACGCCUCACGCCUCACGCCACACGCCACACGCCUCACGCCACACGCCACACGCCUCACGCCACACGCCACACGCCUCACGCCACACGCCUCACGCCACACGCCACACGCCUCACGCCUCACGCCACACGCCUCACGCCUCACGCCUCACGCCUCACGCCACACGCCUCACGCCACACGCCACACGCCACACGCCUCACGCCACACGCCACACGCCUCACGCCACACGCCACACGCCACACGCCUCACGCCACACGCCUCACGCCUCACGCCUCACGCCACACGCCUCACGCCACACGCCUCACGCCACACGCCACACGCCACACGCCACACGCCGUACCUUCUGCACCUUCCGCUCUCCACUGCAAGUUCACUGCUGUCUGGAUUACGGACUACCUUGCCUGCUCUUCGACCAUCGCCAUAACCCCCACCUUCGGCCCCCUCAGCUCAGCUCUCCACCUCCAGAAAUUAGUUCAGAUCAACGAAGAAACAGGUGGAGAACAGAAAGAGAGGAGGAGGAGGAAGAUGAAGAGGAGGAGGAAGAGGAGGAGGAUGAAGAGGAGGAGGAAGAGGAGGAGGAUGAAGAGGAGGAUGAAGAGGAGGAGGAUGAAGAGGAGGAUGAAGAGGAGGAGGAUGAAGAGGAGGAGGAGGAGGACGAGUGGGAGGAGCGUCGGCCGUUGGAGGAGGAUUAAUUGGACGCUGCAGGUUAUUGGCUGAACGAAGCUGCAGAAGAAGAAGAGCAGCGAGCAGAAAGCUGCAUCCUCCUCUCACAUCCCAUCAUACGGCACGUCGCCACGGAAACACUGCAUCCACUCUGUCACAGGGAAUAAAAGCAGCAGGAAGAGAAAGAGGAGGAGGACUGUAGAACUGGAGAUUUGGAGGACUGGAGGACUGGAGGGAGGCUGCCGGGGAUCUGAGCCCAGCGGAGCUUCACCUUCUGGGGGACGAGCAGCAGCUGGACCCUGCAGGGAAACAUCUGGAAGCUUCACACAUCUGGAAAAGAGUCCAGCAGUGAAACUGAUCGGAUGGAAACGGCAGCAGGAGGAUUUCUGAGGGUUUCUUCAGAGAACAAACGUUAGAAACCUUCACCUGUUUGGAUUAUCAGACCUGUGGAUGCAGCUUCACACACGAUUCUUUGAGGAUUUAGUGGUUUUUAAGGUUUUCUUUCUUUUCUGGGAUCCUGAAGUUUCCUCCAAAUCUCAGCCCUGACCCUCGUUUUCCUCCCGCUUUGUAGUUUUAUCUUCUAGUUUCUGGUUUAAAUCAGCAGAAAAAAGCUGCAUAGAAGCUUCAAAAAGGCGAAAUUUACUGAAAUAUCACUGAAAAAUCAGCCUUUCUGUAGCCGUUUAAGCUGCAUGUCGCCAUAUUUUAAUAUUGAAUCCACCACUAAAAGAGAAUUUAUCCAUUUUAUUCAGAAACAAAAAGAAAAAAAGGACAAUUUGGCCUGAAAUAUUUCAUUAUUUACACUCAGAAGUCUCUUACUCUGAAUAUGUUAGCUGCAUCCUUUUUAAUCUACACUUUGGAUUAUUAAAGUUUUCUUCAACACUUUAAAAGAAAUUAACAAAAUUAUUGUAAACCAAGAGAGAAAACUACAUUUAGUCCAAAAUCUCACAUAUUUAGGGCUGAAAAAUCACAUUUCCUGCUUUCUUCAGUCAUUUAAUCUUCAAGUUUACUCAUUUUUAAAAGUAUUUCUCAUGUUUUUUCACUUUUCUGAGGAAAUUUAUCAAAUUUAUUCAAAAGAACAAAAGAGAAAAGAAGAGUUUGGUCUUAAAUGUUGCCUCAGUUCAGCUCAGAAUUCACUCACACUGAUCCUUUCAGCUGCUGUUUGUAAAUCUUAUCCUCAUUUCUCUCAGAGAAAAUACAAAAUUUACUGAAAACCAAAAGAGAAAAACUACAUUUUGUCCACAGUUAUGAGAGAAUUUAUCAAAUUUAGCUGAAAAUCAAAGGAGAAAAGAACAGUUUUUGGUCAUUUUGGCUGAAAAUCGCUCAUUUUAGUGACUUGAUGCAGAAUUUUUUAAUCCACAGUUUGAAUUUAUGAAGUUUUAUUCAUCACUCUGAGAGAAUUUAUUAAACUUGAAAGCCGAGAGAGAAAAACUAGAUUUGACCUCAAAAUCACAAAAAAAAAUAGAGAAAAGAACAAUUUGCUUGUAAAUAUUAAAUCACCAUUUUAGCUGCAAACUGCAUCAUUUUUAACCCACAUUUUGAAUUUAUGAAGUUUUAUCCAUCACACUUAGAGAAGUUGUUAAAUUCACUGAAAACCGAGGAAAUACUUUGAUGUUUUUGGCUGAAAAAUCGCCUUUUUCUUGCUUAUCUUUGGUCCUUUCAGCUGCAAACCUCCAACAAACUGAUUUAUUUGUGUUUUAAAACUUAAACUGGUUGAUAUUUUAAUAAUUCUUCAUUUCUUAAACUGGUUUGAGCUUCAGAGUCGCAGAUUUAGUGGAAAACCGGACAAAUCUGAGGCGUAAAAUCUGACGUUAGCUGCAGAGAUUCUGUUCUGAAAAACUCCAACAAACUGAAGCGAAACCGAACCGGAGAGCAGAAAUUUAAAAUAAGAUUUAAAAUAAUCCUGAAGAAAAAGUCUGAGAGAAAGGGAAUGAAAGUCUAAAACAGAAGUUUAUGGUGAAAUAGAAAGAAAAUCGGAGACAGACACUGAUAGAAAAGAUUCAAAAACCUAAAACUGACCAUUUCACAGAAAACUCCGUGAUAAACUUUAAAACACUUUCAGGCUCAAAAACACGUUUUAGUCGAUUCUGCUCAAAGUUUUAUCCCUUUAUCGUCACAUUUAGCUGCUAAAAGUCGAUUAAAACACGAAGCACAAACUUUUUAUGACAGUUUCUUUGCUGUAAAACAUUAAACGCUUUAAAAAAAACCCGUCAAAGCACAAAUUAGGAGCAAAAAUCCUUCAAACAGCUGCUAGAAUUUAUUAAAAUAAGUCAAAAGCACAAAACAAACUGUCAAAUAAAAACUCUUCUGUUAGAUAAAUUAUUAAACGGUUAUAAAAGUUAUAAUAAAAGAUACAUUUUGGGGAAAUUAGUUCAAAUAGGAGCUAAAAUUUGCUAAAACUUGUUCAAAAACACGAAGCACAAACAGUGUUUUUCUCAAUUUCUUUGCGGUAAAACAUUAAACGCUUAAAAAAAAAACACCCGUCAAAGCACAAAUUAGGAGCAAAAAUCCUUCAAACAGCUGCUAGAAUUUAUUAAAAUUAGUCAAAAGCACAAAACAAGCCGUCGAAUAAAAACUCUUCUGUCAGAUAAAUUAUUAAACGAUUAUAAAAGUGAUAAUAAAUGAGCUAAAAUGUGUCCAAUAAAUGAAGCACAAACUGUUUUUAUCUCAAAUAAAAACUGAACAUUUAAUGUAGUUUGUUAGUAGAUCUUAAAAUCACAUUUCAAAGUUCGGUUUAAGGUAAAAAUUUAUUCCAACAGCAGCUAAAAUAUCAUCAAAUCGUUUCAGAACUGAAACUCAGAUUGCUUAAUUCUAAAAUAAAAACUCAUUUUUGAAGGAAUUUGCUGCAUGGUUGAAAAAAAAACAUUUUAAAAGAACAAAUUUGAGGCAUUUAGCUUCUAAAAUUUACCCAAAACACAAAGUACAUGGUUUUUUAUGUAGAAUAGAAAGUCUGAACCACAUUUUAAAACACAAAUUAAAGGAAAGUUGCUGGAAAAUUCUACAACUUUUUUUUAAAAUCUCAAAUAAAAAUGACAAAUUCACAUUUUGAAAUAGAAAUUAUUGGAAAGAAUCUCAUUAAACUGAUAUUUUGGUGAUAAAAUAUUCUCAUAUGAGUCAAAAUCUAACAGUUUUUAUCUCAAAUAAAGCAUUUUUUAAAUUAGCUGAUUAUAAAAUCACCGUUUAAAGCACAAAUUAGGAGAAACUUUUUUUAUACAGACUAAAAAAUACAAAAUUUACCCAAAACAUGAACUAAAGGCAGGUUUGGAUUUAUAAUAUAAAGUCUAAUUUAAGAAAAAUUGGUGUAAAAUAUUCUCAAAUUUGUGACAAAGUCGCUUUUCAGCUUUUUAAGGAACUGUUUUGUAAAUUAAUUUGAUAUAUGAUUAGAAAUUCACAUUUUAAGAGAAAAAAAUUGACAAAAAAUCAAUUUAAUUUUUUAUUUUGAUGCUAAAAUAUCCUCAGAUUGGUCAAAACCUGAAGCACAAACUGUUUUCUAUCUCAAAUACAACAUUUUUUCACAUUAAAUUAUUAUAAAAUUACGGUUUAAAGCACAAAAUAGGAGAAACUUUCUGCAAAUUUACCCAAAACAUAAAAAAGAAACUGUUUUUAUUUAUAAUAUAAAAUGUAAAUCACAUUUUAAAGCCGAAAUUUAAAGAAAAUUGUUGUAAAGUUUAAUGAAACUAGUCAAAUACUGAAGCACAACUUUUAUUAUCUUAAAUAAAACAAUAGAAAUUCUAAAGUAGAAAUAAACUUAAAAUCCCUUUUACCUGGUAUUUUGGUGCUAAAAUGUCCUCAGAUUAGUCAAAAAAAUUGAAGCACAAACAGUUUUAUUCUCAGAUAAAACAUUUUUUUCUGAUGAAAUUAUUAUAAAAUUACAGUUUAAAGCACAAAUUAGAGGAAAGUUUCUUUAAAAUCAGGUAUUUUUCUGGUUAAUUUUUAAGUUAAACUUCAGUUUUCAGGUACAGUUCUGUGACUUUAAAGCACAAAGCAAACAGCAGCAGCUGAUCUUUAACAUUUAAAAUAAACUAAAGCAUUUAUCUGGAUUUUAAAUACUAAAUGUUUGCAUUUAUUAGUGAUUGUUGAAAAUUAUAGCUGAAAAUAAUCCGUCUUAUUCAGGGAAAUACACUAAAUAUCAACAUUUUAGCCUCAAAAAAGUUGAGUUGAGAGAAAUAUUUUGUGUUUUUGGCUGAAAAAUCUUUCUUCUGCCUUUUAAUCUGCACAUUUCCUCCCUUUUAAAGGUAUUUCUGAUAUUUUUUCCACCAUUCUGAGAGAAUUUAUCAGAUUUAACACAUGAGAACCAGACCAUUUGGUCCUAAAUACUUUAUAAUUUUAGCUGAAAAGUGUUCUCUUCUUUCCUUUUGUUGCUCUUUUUAGCUGCUUGUUGCAUUCCUUUUUAAUCUAAACUUUAAAUUUAUGAAGUUUGAUCCGUCACGCUGAGAGAAACUAGAAAAUGUUGCACAUUUAUAGCUGAAAAAUCACCUUUUUCCUGCUAUUCUUUGGUCGUUUGAACUGCAAACCUCCAACAAACUGAUUUAUCUGAGUUUAAAACUGCUUAAUCUUGUUUAUAUUUGACUCAUUUCUCAACAUCAAGACACGUUUGAGCUGCAGGGAUGUAAAUGAAGUGAAAAACCUGCUAAAUCUGACAAAGUUUUGCUGCAGAACUGAGCUGUUGCUAAAGCUAGCGCGGCUAAAGCUAGCGUGGCUAAGGCUAGCGUGGCUAAGGCUAACGCGGCUAAAACUAGCGCGACAGCUGGCAGCAUCACACUCCUACCUGAAUUUGUUGAACUGAAUUUGUUCUAAAAGCUGCAGGACUCCGUUGUCUUUGUCUCUGCUGCAUCUUUUUGUGCUCGUCUUUGUUUUAAACCCUCAGAAACACAGAAGGUUUUUAUUCUUUCGUCUCUGGAACAGAAGAAGAACUCGUCUGGACUCUCAGCUGGAGGUUUUUCAUCACUUUUCAAACACAAACUGAGGCGAUAAAAGCAGCACAUCUGUAUGCUUUAAAGCACAUCUGGAGGGUUUUUAGAAGAAGUUUGUGGAGUUUUCUCACGUUUUUUUGAGGACGCCACUGGAUUAAACGCCGAUAAAUGCAGCAGAAGAAGUUUAAAAAGCUGCUCUGAUGUUCUGAAGCAUGUGGCCUAAAAUCUGAAUGAAACUUUACAUUUAGUUUGGAAUAAAAGCUCGACCUGAGGACGUCUCCGGAUGUUCAGGUUUCUAUGACGGAGCUGCAGAAAUAAAAGCUGAACAAAGCUCAGAGCGACCAUGGGCUGCAACAUGUGUGUGGUGAAGCGACCGGAGGAGCAGCACCGGAUCACGUUCCAGCAGAAAGGAUGGAGCAGCUCUCUGCGGCCGAUGGACCGACAUGGACCC